Messenger RNA from Protobothrops mucrosquamatus (brown spotted pit viper), 817 nucleotides. It is a transcript of the gene CLIC3, whose product is annotated as chloride intracellular channel 3. NCBI's taxonomy places the organism in Eukaryota, Metazoa, Chordata, Lepidosauria, Squamata, Viperidae. The transcript is spliced from 6 exons. Bases 47 to 763 code for a protein of 238 amino acids. The record is from RefSeq and is a predicted model, not a curated record.
AUCCGAGCGGGUGCUGGACAGCUUUCCCUGCUGGGGCCGAGAGAGGAUGGCGGAGGGCUCCAAGCUCCAGCUGUUUGUCAAGGCCAGCGCUGACGGGGAGAACAUAGGGAACUGCCCCUUCUGCCAGCGCCUUUUCAUGGUCCUGCUGCUCAAGGGGGUCCCCUUCACACUGACCACAGUGGACACCAAGAGGUCCCUGGACGUCCUGAAAGAUUUCGCCCCAGGAGCCCAGUUGCCUGUCCUGCUUUACGACGGGGAUCCCAAAACAGACACCAUCAAGAUCGAAGAGUUUCUGGAGGAGACCCUGGCCCCCCCUGAGUUCCCCAGCCUGGCGCCCAAGUACAAGGAGUCCAUCUUGGCCGGGAAUGACGUAUUCCACAGGUUCUCUGCCUACAUCAAGAACCCGAUACCAGCUCAGGACGAAACUUUGCUCCACGCCCUUCUCAAAGCCUUCCGUAAGCUGGACCAGUACCUGAGCACCCCUCUGGACUACGAGCUGAUGCGGGACCCCCAGCUGGUCAUCUCCCGCCGGCGGUUCCUGGAUGGGGACCAGAUGACCCUGGCCGACUGCAGCCUGCUCCCCAAGCUCAACAUAGUGAAUGUCGUGUGCCAGCACUACCGCCAGGCGGGCAUCCCCAGAGAGCUGCGGAGCAUCGGGCGCUACCUGGAGUGUGCUGCCGAGACCAAGGAGUUCCAGUACACCUGUCCAAACCCCCUGGAGAUCAUCCAGGCCUACCACGGCGUGGUCAGGCAGCCCCAGUAGCCCCCUGGCUAAAGUCGGGGCUGGCUAGCUCUGCCUGGCACCCAGGGCGCCCCC